GGAAGACGGGAGCUACUACUCUGAAGUCCGAGCCCAUCCAACGCCGUCUCUGUGCUCGCAGCACUAGCUAUGUGCAUGUCCAGCCAACACCAGCCAAGUUCAACAAAUGGCCCCUUCGGCGCCAUCUCCUUUCGAGGCAGACAGCUGGGACACCCUCUACAUCAAUCCACUGCCCUCGGCUCCUCCUACUCCUAUUGCCCUUCGAAUAGGCACAUCACUCCCGCCCACCAGCCCCUUCCUGACCCAAUCUCUUGCUCCUACCGACUUCCCAUCUGCCGAUCCCUCUCCAGCUCAAGAACAAGACGGCAAUCCAGCAGAAGACAGCUCACCUGCUCUCGACGCCGUCCCAUUGACUGUCUUUACUCUGCCAGCUUCAUCAGUCCCAGCCCCAUCCCCAGUCACAGCCCCUGACCUCAGGCCCCGAUUCCAACCCCAGUCCGAACCCGGAUCCAGGCCCGGACUCGGACCCGCUCCCUGGACCCGACCACUCGGUUCCAUCAAGUUCUCUGCCUGGCACGUCGACAUCACAGAUACCCAGCUUCCUAGAAACGAGUCUCCCCGAGUCUGCCACAACGGCGGCGAGCUCGCAUGCUUCAUCCGACUUUGAUGACAGCACAGCCAUGGCUAAUCCCCCCGUCGCAAACGCCCCUCCGUUCGUGGCGGCGACUAGGACAUCCAACACCGCUUCGCCUUUUUCUACUCCUCAGGUACUACGGUAUACGGGUAGCGGCAAUCUUCUCUUGCAACAUUGCGCAACGGCACAGUACACGCUAAUCGAUGAUGGGGCUACAGCCUUGUAUGCUCCAUUCAUUGGGUGCGUCAACGACAAGCAAGACUGCUGCCCG
Lasiosphaeria miniovina is the source of this 845-nucleotide messenger RNA. RefSeq lists its product as uncharacterized. The transcript is spliced from 2 exons. Bases 107 to 607 code for a protein of 166 amino acids. NCBI's taxonomy places the organism in Eukaryota, Fungi, Ascomycota, Sordariomycetes, Sordariales, Lasiosphaeriaceae. The record is from RefSeq and is a predicted model, not a curated record.